Emiliania huxleyi CCMP1516 is the source of this 555-nucleotide messenger RNA. RefSeq lists its product as hypothetical. The record is from RefSeq and is a predicted model, not a curated record. The annotation marks the transcript as partial. Gene Ontology annotation, molecular function: NAD+ binding. Lineage: Eukaryota; Haptophyta; Isochrysidales; Noelaerhabdaceae. The transcript has a single exon.
GUCGGUGGACUUGCGGGCAUGGGCAGUGCCUUCUCCACGAGCGCCGCACCAGCUGCUGGCGAGCCGGAUCCGGACGAAGGCAUUGAGAAGCUCGCUCGGAUGCUAGCCGGGGGCAGGUCGAUGACUGUCUUUACAGGUGCAGGCUGCUCAGUCGAGCCACCCUCAUCCAUCCCCGACUUUCGCUCACCGGGCGGCCUCUGGUCUCGAUACGACCCGGCGGUGUACUGCGAGUACAACACUUUUGUCGGCCAGCCACAUCUCUUCUGGGAGAUGGCGACGGAGUUGACGCGUGACAUCCACGCCAUCAACGGAGGCACGCAGGAAGAGCUGCUCGAGACGGGCACCGUCCGGCACGCGCGGCCGAACGCGGCGCACGUCGCCAUCGCCGAUCUGGAGAGGCUGGGCUGCGUGACCGCCUGCAUCACGCAAAACAUUGACGGGCUGCAUGGGAAGGCUUGCUUCUUUCCUCCCCCUUUCCCCCUCUCUCUCCAUGUCUCACGCACCCGCUGUGCCGGCUGUGGCCAAUCUGUGCCCGCUAUGGCCCAUCAGGCGGGC